UUACGAACAAGGGAAGUGGCACACCAAAAGUAAAGUGCCAUGUGAAUGGAGUGAACACAUCAUUGUAGUUUAGUAUCACUGUAUACAAUAGUCCCUGCAAUCCUUGCGAAAUGAUUUCGCCAGGCGUGUGUGCAGCAUUAUUUAGUGUCUUAGUGUUAAAUAGCUAUAUAGUCCAAGUACGAAGUGAAUUAUCAGCCGCAGAAGUCGCUGGAGAUUCGAGCGCUGCCCAGCUGCUGCCCAGUUCCUGUCGCAAUGGAUUGAAUGGCAGUAGCUCCGGCCCGGAAAUCCGUCUGCCCUUUGUGGACAUGAUGGUGCGCCACGAGAGGCCACUCUUUGUGCUCCGCGAACCGGAAGAGGAUCUACUUUUACUACUCCAUGGUCACGAGAUUUUUCAGCUGCACGUGGCCACUGGCGAGAGGCGUCUAGUGCCGCUUGGUAACCUGGCGGGCCAGGUCAGUGGUCGCAGAGCUCUCGGAGCAGAGGUAGUGGCUUGGCGGGAGUUCCUGCUCCUUGCCAUUGUUCUGGAUGACUCAAUGGAGGUUUACCACCUGCCCAAGGAACUGCUACUCUCCGAAGAUCCAGCCACACAGCUGAGCUUUGAGCCCCUGCAGGAGUUCUCUCUGCCAGGUGCUUUCCUACAGCUGCACCUUCUGAAACCCAGUGGAGAUCAGGUGCUCCUUCUAGUGGCCUCCAAUCAUACCAGAUCACACAGCAAAUGCAGAACCUUUGAGUGGCUGGACACCUACUUUAAUCCCCUCGAGGAGAUCACUCUACCCGCCAUUCGCGUUCUCCAAGUGGUUGGUCGUCAGCCACUUUAUAUCAUUUUUGGCCGAUCUUUAAAGGGUUCCCAGUCAAAGCUGGUGCUCACUGUCUACGAGCUGGAUAGAAACAGCCGUAUCCUGCAACAUCGCCAGGCUUUGACAGUUCAGGCGCAAAGUGUCCAGGCUGCCAGAUUUCACGGGAGGAACUGCCUUUUCGCCUGUAGUUCCUCCGCAUCUGCCUCGUGUAUUUUCUUCCGAAUGGUGGAUGGACAAUUUGUGGUGUACCGAAAGCAUGCUCGAAAGGAUUUGAGUUUCCGUCGAUUGAGUGCCACCAAAAAGGGUCACCUUUUGAUCGGUGCCCGUGCCAAUAGCGAGGUGAUCGUCUUUAGCUCCACUCGCCUGGAUUGCUAUAGUGGAUUUCAGGUGGCUGGAGAAGCGGAUCCAAGUGGAUUACUUAUUCAUAAAAACUUGCGCAAUGAGACCUUCCUUUUACUGGCCUAUCGAAGAUCCUCGAGUGAUCUGAUCCGAACUGUGCAAUUGGGUGGCGUGGAAGAAACCACCAACCAAGUGGGCGCUGCUCCAGAUGAAGAUCUAAGUGUGGUCCAAUUGCAUCGUCACGAGUUCGAGGAGUCCAUCAAUGCCUUACGUGGCCUCCUGCUGCGCCGUCGUUCCUCUACAGAAAACCUGAGAAACCUUGUGGACAUCUUAAAACGUAAAUCGGCCAUCCACCUCGAUAAGCCACUGCAUCUGGUGCAGCAAGGACACAUAGGAAGACUUCAGUUGGUGGACGAACACCUGCGCACGCCCACCCAGUUAAAGCAGCGCCUGGAGGAACUUCGUCAACGAAUUAAAGCCAUCCAGACCAGGCGAACCACUCGCUCUUUUGGGACAGGAAACGAGAACGGUGAGCCGGAGACACUCAAAGCGCGACGAUUGCGCGUCGGAAAUCUUAUCUACAAGGGUCAGCUAAUUUCAGGCCACAUUUUGGAUAACUCAAAACCACCUAUGUUGACCAUCAGAAACAGUCCUUUGCAGACCAAAAAGCUUAAAGCAAAUCAAUUGGUUAAUCCCCAAGAUUUCCGCAACUCCAGUGGUGCCCAGAUUGAGCCUGAGGAAACCAGUGGCAGUGAAUGUGUAGUUCGUCAUCUCCGAGUGGAACAGAUAAACGGAGUGCAGUGGAAGGACUUUUUGGACUCGCUCUUCCUGCGCAGUCGUGACACUUCGAUAGAAGGACGCUUGGUUAUGCAAUCGCGAGUCCGGGUGAACAGUCUAAAGACACCUCUGCUCAACGGACUCGUGGUGGAUCGUCUCUUUAAUCUGCGGCGUGCCCAGGUGAUCAGUUCGAAUAUCUACAUGUCCGCCUUCUUUGCUCCACGUUUGGAGGCUCAGCAAGUGAAUGGACUUGACUUUGCGCACGAUGUACUUCAUCGCGGUAGCAAUGAUACAUGGAUAAAAACUCCUGUUCGCAUCAAUCAGAUGAGUGUUUCGGGUGACAUUCUGGUGGGCACUACGAGCAAGUGGCAGCCACAGCCCAGACAACUCGACGAUCCAAUGGAACAACGUCUUCAACAGUACUACACGGGCAGGGUAACCAUCCGCGGUUCCCUGACGGUCAGAAAUGUCCUGCGGGACACGGCAAACUCACUUAUAGUACUCGGAAACCAAUCUCUCUCCAGAAAAGAUAUACAAUCUACGUAUCUUCUAGAUCACACGCCACAGAACCUCACUAACUUGACCUUUGGACAUGCCAGAGUUAGUGUUCCCUCAAUGACCACCAGUUAUAUUGAGGGACAUCCUGUGAGGGAUCAUCUCCUAAGCGGAGGACAGCAGAACAUACAUACUCACCCAAAUAACACUCUACACAUCAUCUUUAUGAAUGCAACCAUACUGGGCGAUGUUAUUUGCAGGGAUUACAGUUCCCGUUUGGCGGAGGUCGCAAAGGAUGCAGUGAGUCAUGGAGACGUGGUUAAUAUCACGGGGCACAAACACUUCCAGGCACCUUUAACUGUUCAAGCACUUCAAGCCAAUGAAAUAAACGGAGUACCAGUUAGUGAAAUAGUGCUGAAAUCAAACACCACCCAAAACUUUACGGGUACGAAGACCUUUGCCCGUGUGGUGGUGGCGAAUGAUAUCAACGUUCAUGAUCACUUGAAUGUGAGUCGUCUUAAUGGAUUGCCAUUGCAACAGCUGCUUGGUCACGAUAUCAGCCUGCAACGCAUCGAACUAACAGAAACCCCACAUCUGGAGAAUCUUAAUUUUCGUCGACUUAAUGGAUUGCCCUUCGAUGAACUGCUGUCCAAAAUUUCGGAGGAUGGUCAACAGCCCCUACUUCUUCACAAGCAACUACUGAUCGAAGGAAAUGUACGGUUUGACAAGGCUCUCCAAGUGCAGAACAUUAAUGGAAUCCAAUGGGACGAGUACCUAGAUCGCCUGGUGAGAUCUGAUUCUAAUGCGGAAAUACGGGGUAAAACGACAUUCAUGGCUGAUGUCCAAAUAAAUGAUGCCCUGCAAACUCCUCACAUAAAUAAUUUGGAUCUGAGUUCCCUGCUCGACAACACCUUAUUGCGAAUGACACCCCAGCAAAUCAGUGGUGCCUACACUUUCGACCGCAUGAUGGCCACCAAUGUGGAUGUAAAUCGAAUAAAUGGGGUACCCAAGGAAGAAUUUAUAGACACACGCAAAGACUUAAAACUAAAAGGAGAUCUCUACCUAAAGAAACUGAACAUCAAUGGCAGCCUAAAGUGUCCCUUUGUCAAUGAGGCAGUUUUAAAGGAUAUCAAGCAACGAGUGGAGCAAGUGCAGCAACUUCCCUGGCGGAAUUUGAUAGUCACCGGCGAUGCUCUAUGGGAUGGUGAAGAGCAGUCCCAAUCCCAGCUAGACUACCUACGCCAGCAUGCAGUCAGGAGAGAGGGCAACCAGACUAUUUCCGGACACGUUCUACUGAAGGAACCCUACUUAAAGGACAUCCAAAGCAAGCAGUCCCUGCCCAUUGAUCUUAACUUCACCCACCUGGCCGAAGAUGCCCUACUCCGCCGGAGCCCCACAAACGAAACCCAGGUGAUAACAGCUCCGCAAGAGCUACUGGGAUUAGUUAGAGCUAAUACCCUACAUUUGGAGCAGGAUGCAAACUUUGAGCUGGUAAACGGAAUCGAUAUACGACGAUUCAAUGCCUCACUGUACCGCCUCUCCAGCGGAGAAGCCAUUGCAGCGGAUCUUCACUUUCAUCAGGCUCCCAAAAUAGGCAAACUUCAACUGGAGUAUCCAGAAGUGAAUGGAGCUCCGAUAGAAAGUAUAUACCAGCAGGGCAAGGGGCAAUCCUGGCCACCCGUAACGUUCAAGAACCUCUUAGUCGAACAGGACCUGAAUCUGAAAACCGUAAACAACAUGAAUCUGGACUACUUCCUACAACAUCGCAUUCCCUUAAAGGGAGCCGCGUUGGAGGUGUUCGGAUCACUGACUUUUGAGCACCUCCAGCUGGGUGGAAAGCCUCUUCUACGUUCUAUCAAUGGCAUUCAAUUGGAUAACUUGGUGUUUCGGCAUAGCAAUCGGACGCAGAGCAUCACGGGUGCCAAGACUUUUCGUGGAGGGGUGGAGUUCACUGGACCGGGUCAUGUGAUGAAUCUGAAUGGACGUGAGCUUAGCGAAAGUUUCAGGAGCAGCAUCUUUCGAAACAAGGACUACAAUAUCGAUAGUCUAGUUCUGGACAAAGCUCUCUUCCCAGGAGGACUAGUUUUGGCAGGACUUCAAAGUCAAAUUUCCAAUCGAAUGCGAGCGAUGGAAGUGCAAAGCAAUCCGUUAGAGGAGCUCCAAGAACUUCUAGCAUUGGGCAAUCAAAGCUCGUCUAGGAGGCUACUUUACCUGGACCACGACACCGAAGGUCUGGAGUCUACUUGGGUAAAAGGCCCUUUUAAGGGAUCUUCGGAACUGCAGGUGAGCUUGCCCUUAGCUUAUUCUGCUCCCUGUCAGCGUAGGACUUUACAAGCCAAGCUCCUGAUCCCCGAACGUCGCGUCCUCCUGGCCAACUCGAGUGUGUCCAAUCAACUGAUGAGACUUCACUCCGGAGAUAUCCGCGUGAAGGUGCAGAACCACUGUCAUCGCCCAGCCCGAAGAUUGCGAAGCAGGAUCCGAAUUAGUUGCCGUAAUGAAACACAUACGCUGGGAAUGCGUCAAUCAGUGGAAGCCAUGGAACUGCUGGAAAUGGGGGAGAUGGUGCUGCUGCUCUUGGGCACCGAUGAGGAAGUUCGUGUCCUGCGUCUGAAGAGGAGCAACUGUAGUCUCACCGAUUGGCAAUCCCUGCUACCAGCAGAUGGGCGCCUUAUGAAGUUGGUUCGAAUGGGAGUAGAGUCCCGACAGGAUCUAAUACUCACCAGUGGCAUGAGUAAUCAUCGUCCUGUCCUGGCCAUCCAUUGUAGGGAUCCCUUAAAUCAUAACUUCAAAGUGCUUCAACUGAUCCAGGGCUCCUAUGACCUGGCGGAGAUGCAGGGAAACCAACUUCUGGUCAGCUGCCUGGGUUGUCGCCACAUAGCAAUCUUUAAACAGAACUCUCACUCCGCGGAAAUUCACUUUGAGCCCAUCCAGCAGUUGAGCUUCCAGGAGCGCAUUCAACACCUAACUCCAUUUAAAGUUGGAGAUGAACAAUACCUAUUGGUAGUGACGCAGCCGGAGGAAGAGCACUUCUACCUCUUCAGCUAUAAUCAAGUGGGCGGUUGGCAACAGCGUACGUUUGGCAUUAAAAAACAGGACCAGUGGGCGUGGUCACUGGUGAAAUCUGGUCAAAUACUGGAAUCCGCCGAGACCCCGAUUCUGUUGCUCUGCGGAAAAAGAGAGGAAUGUAGUCUAGUGAAAGCCCUAUUGGGCUGAAAU
Drosophila sechellia is the source of this 5624-nucleotide messenger RNA. RefSeq names its product female sterile (1) M3 (gene fs(1)M3). The record is from RefSeq and is a predicted model, not a curated record. Gene Ontology annotation, molecular function: heparin binding. Lineage: Eukaryota; Metazoa; Arthropoda; Insecta; Diptera; Drosophilidae. Gene Ontology annotation, cellular component: cell surface. The coding region runs from base 111 to 5621 and encodes 1836 amino acids. The transcript is spliced from 7 exons.